GUCCACGAGGUCGUCGACUGGAUGUCGUCGAUGGUCGACCGCGGGGGCCGCCGGAACCAAGAGAGCACCCGCCUGUUCCUGGCGCGGCGCACGGCGCUGGAGAUGCUGCGCGACCGCGGCUACAGCGUGCCGGAGUCGGAGCUCGCCCGUACGCUCCCGGAGUUCCGCGCGUGGUGGGAAAAGGAUCCCGACUUCGAGCGCCUCGCCUUUGCCACCGCCUGUGCCUCGGACCACUCCGACAAGGUGCAAAUUCGAUUCUGCUCACAGGAGCCUGUCAGAAUUGCAACUAUCCAGGAGAUAUAUGACCAGAUCGAAGGAGAGAACUUGUCUAGACUUAUUCUGAUAUCGAAAGGAAAAAUAAUGCCUAGAGCUAAAGAGUCUAUGAAGGAGAAAUUCACAUUUAAAGUAGAUAGUUUUCUGGUCAGAGAACUACUGGUUAACAUUACUAAGCAUGUCCUAAAGCCCAAGCAUGAAGUGUUGUCUGCAGAAGAAAAGGCCAAUCUCCUGAAGAAGUACAAGGUGGAGGAUUCACAGCUCCCUCGCAUGGACGCGACUGAUGCUGUUGCUCGCUACUAUGGCCUUGACAAGGGAACUGUACUUAAAGUUACAUAUGAUGGUGAGAUUACAGGAAAUCAUGUGACAUACCGAUGUAUUUUCUGAGGGCUGCAUGUGUCUCCAUGGAUGAAAAUUGUAGCCAGCUGUUUAUAAAAUCGUGGUCUUACUAUGUUGUCCGGUGUUCAG
Molecule: messenger RNA, 741 nt
Organism: Lolium rigidum
Lineage: Eukaryota; Viridiplantae; Streptophyta; Magnoliopsida; Poales; Poaceae
Product: DNA-directed RNA polymerase V subunit 5A-like
Exons: 4
Coding region: 22-660 (212 amino acids)
Biological process (GO): DNA-templated transcription
Molecular function (GO): DNA-directed RNA polymerase activity; DNA binding
Source: RefSeq, a predicted model, not a curated record